Molecule: messenger RNA, 604 nt
Organism: Xenopus tropicalis (tropical clawed frog)
Lineage: Eukaryota; Metazoa; Chordata; Amphibia; Anura; Pipidae
Product: protein kinase C theta type
Exons: 5
Coding region: 10-495 (161 amino acids)
Molecular function (GO): kinase activity; transferase activity; ATP binding
Source: RefSeq, a predicted model, not a curated record
ACUGCAGAGAUGGUGGUUGCCCUACAGUUUCUGCACUCCAAUGGCAUCAUCCAUCGUGAUCUCAAGCCUGACAACAUCUUGGUGGAUAACGACGGACACAUCAAGAUCUGCGACUUCGGCAUCGCUGCUGCAGGAAUGUUCGCUGGAUUGAAGAUCAGGGGAUUGGCAGGAACACCUGGAUACCGUGCCCCAGAGAUGUUGUCAUUGGAGGAGUACGACGCUGGAGCGGACUGGUGGUCGCUUGGUGUCAUCAUGUACGAAAUGGCCACUGGAAGGCAGCCAUUUGUCCCAUCGCUUGAUCCUGCUAGGGAGUAUUUUGAAAUAAAGCUGACGAAGAUUGAUUAUCCAAGUCACAUGAGCCAGGAAAUGCUGGACCUUCUGCCAAAGCUUCUGGAAAUGGACAAAAACAAGCGAUUAGGAGUAAAUGGGAACAUCAGGGAACACCAAUUCUUUGCCGGAAUCAACUGGCGUGAGCUGGAAAAGAAAACAACUUAGACACCUUUCAAGCCCAAAAUUAUGAAAGUGCAAAGAAGAAAUCCCGUGUGGAAGGGAGAAGGCCACCCCCCCUGGACAUACGGAGUUACAAAUUCCAUCGAAAGCUGGG